CUUUUUUUUGUAUGGUAAUACUCUAGAUCUGGAGAUCUCAUCGGCCUUAAAGAUCACCUCAUUCAAAUAUAUAUGUAUAUAUUUUUCCCCCUUUCUGUGUAGCAAUUGCUGAGGUUUUUGUGCAAAGAUUCAAUCUUUAUGGGUGGGAAACGACUCAGAAUCGAUACCAAUUUUCAACUCAAGAAGUGUGCAAAGAAACGUGUUGUGGGCGAAGAUGAUGAUCGGAUAAGUCAGUUGCCUGACGACAUUCUCAUUGAUAUACUCUCUUUCCUAUCGAUCAAUGAAGCAGCACGCACUAGUGUUCUUUCGUCUCGUUGGAUCAACUUGUGGAAGCACACCCCCUCCCUCAAUUUCGAUGCUCUUAGUGCAUUGAGAAAUAAAAUACAAGAGUCCUCGGAUUGGCGCAAGUUACUCAAAACUGAGAGACGCAACUAUAGGAGAUGGGUAAACUCUGUUCUCCGAUCACACAAAUCUACCACCUUAAAAGAAUUCAUAAUCCGUUUCGAUUUGAACAAUUCGUACAAGAGCUCAAUCGCUCGAUGGCUUGAUUUCGCGUUUGCCAGACAAGUUCAGACGUUAGAGUUGGACCUUGGUAUUUAUAGCAAUUGUCUUUUCUCAGGAGAGUUUCUUUACGACCGAAGAAGUGUCGGAGCACCUAAAAGCAUGGUUGUUGGAUUUAAGUCCCUCAAAUCAUUAACUCUCAGAUAUAUUGAUAUGACUGGUGGAGAUAUCGAGUGCAUUUUACAUAAUUGCCCCUUACUCGAACAAUUGGUUGUCCAUGGAGCCCAAAGAAUGUCAAAUCUCGAAGUUUGUGGCUCAUCGCUCGUGUUGAAACACUUGAAGAUUGUCAAUUGCUACGAUUUUAUAUCCCUUAAAGUUUCGGCGCCGAGGCUUACUUCACUUACGGUUAAGAUGUUUGAGGAACUCUUGCUCGAGCAUGUUCCAAUGCUAACUGAGGUGUCUCUUCGUUGCGAUUCAUGCAGUAUUUCUAUCAAACGUGUGUUCUCCCAACUGUCUUGCUGCAUUUCGCAACUGAAGGUUCUUUGCUUGCAGCUGAUAUGCUUACAGUAUAGUAUUGAACAACCAAUCGAGCUUUGCGAGUUCCCUGAAAUGCCUAAAUUGAAUAAGUUAGUCAUCAAAUGUUGUGCAACAGGUGAUGAAAGCCUUGUUAGAUUGACUGCGUUCAUGAGGGCAUUUCCUUACUUGGAGGAAUUUGUCUUAAAGUACGAAUGGUAUAGACUUCCGAGGGAAGAUAAAGUAAUGAAGGAUGCUAUAGUACGGUCUCCCCACAAUCACCUUAAAGUAUUCAAGUUUUGUGGCUAUUAUGGCCGAACCAUUGAUGCUGAAUUACUUAGCUACAUUUUGGAGAAGUGCGUUGUGCUUGAAAAAAUAAUAAUUGAUCCAUCCGGUGCAAUAUCCCCUGACACUGACGAAUUAGAUGUGGAACAUACUGCGAGGAAGAACGCAAAGGAACAUAUUGAACCACAUGUACCUCACCACGUUCAAUUGGUUGUUCUUUAAACCCACUUUAGGCUUUUGCAUUAUCAAAUUAUGUGUUUUAGUGUGUAUUCAUGAGUUUAAACCGAUAAGUUCUUCUCUUAUUUGAUUAUGCAAGCACUUGUUGUAAUCUAUCUUUCUCACCAAUAUUGUAAAUAUGGUGAACAUGUCAGGCAGUCAUGCUUUAUGAUAUUUGUGAUAAUAUCUAUUUAUUUUGUGGUCUAUUUAUCAAUAAUAGUGGUGUUUAUA
Erythranthe guttata (spotted monkey flower) is the source of this 1746-nucleotide messenger RNA. The record is from RefSeq and is a predicted model, not a curated record. Lineage: Eukaryota; Viridiplantae; Streptophyta; Magnoliopsida; Lamiales; Phrymaceae.